Paracoccidioides lutzii Pb01 is the source of this 1308-nucleotide messenger RNA. RefSeq lists its product as hypothetical. The record is from RefSeq and is a predicted model, not a curated record. The coding region runs from base 1 to 1308 and encodes 435 amino acids. The transcript is spliced from 3 exons.
AUGCGCGGAAGUUCUUUUCUUAAUUCAGGUGGUUUCCUCUGGUUAAUUCUCCCUGUUGUUAUUGCAACAUAUUAUAAUCCUCCAGUUUUACGGCACCCAUCUUCUCCCCUAUCGGAUGAUCAGUCGACUGUUACUCCACAUGAGGUAGCAAGCAGGAAGGAAAAGGGCCUACCUGCGAAUACUCCAACUGUAUCGCGUCCUCUACCUCCUCAAUCCUAUCCUCCCCACCACUCCCCCUCCCCCACCCUUUCCGCUAUUCCUGAAAAUAGUAUUAGGAAACCUCCUGGCUUGAAGAUUGUUGCCGUGAUAUUUUACGGACGGCCUGAUAGAGUUGAAAUUCUUGAUUGCUAUCUAAAGAGGAAUCUCGUGGCAAACAGAGGAUGGAUCGAUGAGGUGUAUUGGGUGUCCAAUACCAAGAACCAGAAUGAUUUGAACUGGCUGGAUAAGCUGCUUCCUACUUCACCUCUAUAUAAGAAAAUCUCACCGGAUACAGAUAGUGAGAGAAAAGGAUAUGCCAGAUUAUGGGACAGCGCUGUGACUGAACCGGAUACACUUUACCUUAAAAUUGACGAUGAUAUUGUCUACAUUAACGACCAUGCGAUCCCGAAGUUGGUGUCGCUGAAGCUAGGGAGCAACCACUCUUUUAUCGUCUCUGCAAACGUUGUCAAUGGCGCUCCUCUUUCUUACCACCAUUACCGCACAGAAGCUAUACGACCUUACCUUCCCGAACUGACGCAGCCCAGCGACACUUCUCUGGGAAUACCGACGUGGCGUGCCUCACAACUCCCACCCUGGGAGGGCCCGGAUGAUUUCGAGUUCCCGCUCGGAGUUGGCACCGCGCCGUAUCCGAACCACCGCUGGCUACCCCUCCGCCACGGGAAUCGAAGCGACAUAUAUCGUACCCCUAUCCAACACUCACUCUGCAACCCAUGGAAAGAGGUAUAUGGAAAGUGGUCUCUCGCCGCGCAGCAGCAUUUUUCCUUUUUUGAAUCCCUUGAGCAGAACGCAACCGAUGUGUAUGAUUUUGCCCGUCGUGGUGUCUGGAAUAUGGGUUUCGAACGGAUCAGCAUCAAUUUCAUUGCCGUCUGGGGAAAAGAUAUCAUCGACCAUCUUCCAUUAGUUGAUGACGAAGCAAUGUUGACUAAGACAAUCCCACGGCGGUUGAAUAGACCUGUCCUUGUGGCAACCGGCGCCCUCGCUUCUCAUUAUGCAUUUACCUCUCAAGUCGAGGACCUCAAGAACACUGAUAUCCUAUCUCGAUACCGCGCAUAUGCAAAUGAGUUGAUUUGUCCUGGUACAUUAAUCUAA